Molecule: messenger RNA, 1225 nt
Organism: Phlebotomus argentipes
Lineage: Eukaryota; Metazoa; Arthropoda; Insecta; Diptera; Psychodidae
Product: aurora kinase B-like
Exons: 2
Coding region: 175-1158 (327 amino acids)
Biological process (GO): mitotic spindle organization; regulation of cytokinesis; protein phosphorylation
Cellular component (GO): spindle pole centrosome; spindle midzone; spindle microtubule
Molecular function (GO): protein kinase activity; ATP binding
Source: RefSeq, a predicted model, not a curated record
CAAAAUGCUGUGAGUUUGACUUUUGUAUUUGUCUCGCAGUUGAAGAAAAGCGUGGGGGCAGUUUUUCCGGUGGAUUUUCUCGAAUCUCAGGGGAUUUCGUGGCUAUUUUGUUGACUCAAAUUGUAGGUGAGCCCAUUAGGCACUGUGAUCAGUUGUGGGACAUUGAGAGAGGACAUGGAGAUGAUGGGAAAAGCUGAAGGUGCGAAGGCGGUGGCGGAGCGUUGUGCUGGCAUCCUGGAUGACGAGCGGAGGCGAGAAGUGGAGAAACUGGGCCAUCGGAUCCUCAGCCACCCGGCCUAUGGGGCCAAGUACAAGUGGACCACGGAGGAUUUCGACUUGGGAGCGCCGCUGGGGCGCGGCAAGUUCGGGCGGGUGUACAUUGCCCGGGAUCGCUACUCUCACAUGGUUGUGGCCAUGAAGGUGAUGUUCAAGUCGGAGCUGCAGAAGGGCCGAGUGGAGCGCCAGGUGCUGCGAGAGGUGGAGAUUCAAUCCCGCCUGAAGCAUCCGCACAUCUUGCGUCUCUACACUUGGUUCCACGACAGCGACAAGAUCUACCUGGUGCUGGAGUACGCUUCCGAGGGAGAGUUGUACAAGCACCUGAAGAACUCCCCGGACGGACACUUCGAUGAGCACCGCUCGGCCAAGUACACUUACCAAGUGGCCUCCGCUCUGCAGUACUGCCACAUGAACAACGUGAUCCACCGUGACUUGAAGCCGGAGAACAUCCUUCUGACCUCGUCAGAUCAGGUGAAGCUGGCGGAUUUCGGCUGGUCUGCCCACACGCCCUCGAACAAGCGAAAGACUCUGUGCGGAACUCUGGAUUAUCUGCCUCCGGAGAUGGUGGACGGACGCUCAUAUGAUGACUCUAUUGACCAGUGGUGUCUGGGAGUGCUCUGCUACGAGUUCCUCGCAGGCUUCCCCCCAUUCGAGUCUGAGAGCACCAAUUUGACCUACGAAAAGAUCCGGAAGCUGCAAGUCAGCUUUCCGCGCCACUUCACCGCGGGCGCCAAGGAUCUGAUUUCCAAGCUGCUGCAGAAACACAGCUCUCACCGCAUCACCCUGAUUCAGGUGAUGAAGCAUCCCUGGGUGAAGGAGAACAUGGCUGAGGUGAAUAAUGACACCAUUGUCAUCGAAAAGCAGAAAUCCACAAAACUAUAAUUCCAUCACUCAAACUUUAUUUUCUUGUUUGUGUUCACUUCUUUUCUCAAUAUAAAUCCGUACUGAA